AUGGAUGACCCUGACCAACCACUCCAGGAGCACAGCAGAAUUGAGGACGACUACAACAUAGACCAUCUGGAUGAGGGAUACGACAUCUACGCUCUCUUCUGUUUCGAAGACAUCCCUCUCGAGAUGAUCGACGAUAUCCUCGAAGGAACCGCGAGGGAAUCGUCCUACAUCUACUACUACUGGCUGGCUGAUGACUACUCAACUCUGCCUCAAGAACAAGACGGUGAGGAGAUCGAGGGAACCGUACCACCUCUGCCUUGUACCUGGCGGUCUUCAUUUCUUGGUUCAACCGUCGAAGCGGCAUUUGAAUGUGUCAAGAACGCCCCAGGCAAGCUCCUGAACAGAAAGCAUAUCGUCGGGUUAGCCAGGAAGCUCUUCGAGGAAAGACGGACGCUGAAAGUCUAUCGUAUGGAGGGAGCCGACCCAGAUUUUGCCGUCGAGCUGGGCUUGGAUGUAAAACCAGGGAAUAUCACGGGAGUCGGAGGAGAGGCGCACACAACCAUCUUGGGGCUGUUUUACGACGUGGGACAGGCGACUGGGGAUUCAAUGUCUGGGAGUGGAAGGAUGAAGGAUUACCGUUUUGUUGAGUAG
This is a messenger RNA of Aureobasidium namibiae CBS 147.97, 591 nucleotides long. RefSeq lists its product as uncharacterized. Lineage: Eukaryota; Fungi; Ascomycota; Dothideomycetes; Dothideales; Saccotheciaceae. Bases 1 to 591 code for a protein of 196 amino acids. The record is from RefSeq and is a predicted model, not a curated record. The transcript has a single exon.